AUGAAAAGGCAGCAUAUUCUCCAGCAGACUAGCUCUUCUAGCUACUCACCACAAUCUGAAUGCUUUAUCGAAGUACCAGACCAUGUGGAUAUAUUUGAUGCUGGUCAAAAUAUUCCCAUUCGAGUUUUAAAAACAUAUACUCCACCAAAUACUGUCAUUCAGGCAACAGGGUUUGAAAAUGACGUAGGAGCAGAGAAUAUAUUAGAAGAGGCUAUAAGAAACAUACCGACUAUUAGUGAAGAUGCUGUGCCUAAAGAUCCUGGAAAAUAA
Molecule: messenger RNA, 270 nt
Organism: Acanthoscelides obtectus
Lineage: Eukaryota; Metazoa; Arthropoda; Insecta; Coleoptera; Chrysomelidae
Source: the annotation of a GenBank genome assembly